CUCGUCUGUUGUGUUUGGUGUCAGUUUAUUGAUGCGCUAUCUGGAAACCUGUUCCCUCGGUGUUGUCCCAUGAGUCACGUCUCGCCCGGUUUAGUGUGGUUCGAAAACCCAUCAGGGAAAGAAUGUUUCUUCCUAGUGAUCUUUUGUGUCUGUAGACUAUUUAAUGGUGUGAUGAUGAGUGAUAAAGACAGGAAAAUCAGUUGUUGUGGCGACGCAUUUGAUGUUUUCAAGUCUGAUCUGAAAUUUAACAUUCGCAGGAAUUGGGUCAAGACAAAGAAGCUUAAGGCUGUUAUGUUUGAUGUUGACAGUUUGAGACGAGGCGCUGGCGUCAACGUUCAAGAUGACAACGGCUAUACACCACUCCAUCACGCUUGUUUACAUGGCCGAAAAGAGAUAGUCCGCCUGCUGCUGGCGGCGGACGCGUCGCCAUGCGUGGUGGACAAAAAGGCCGCUACACCCCUCCACCUCGCAGCAUUCAAGGGCGACUCCGACGUGGUGGCUAUGCUGCUGGCUCACAACAACCCCCCUGUCAAUAUUGACCAGCUGACGUCAGACCACGAGACGGCGUUGCUGAUCGCGGCUCACUUCGGAUACGUGGACGUGGUGGCUCAGCUCAUGGCAAAGGGAGCCGACGUCACCAUCGAGAACAACAACGGAGAGAGCGCGCUAGACCUCGCGGCGCAGUAUGGCAGGUUGGAGACAGUGCAGCAUCUUCUGCGAGUGAGACCAGAACUGGUGGACCAGUACUAUCUGCCGGCCUACAAACAGUGGAUAUUUACAUCAACUCCUUUGCACAGAGCCAGCAAACACGGUCGCAAGGAGGUGGUGGCCGCGCUAAUCAAGGCCGGAGUCGACCCCAAUGUUCGCACAGCAAAUGGCACAGCUCUUCACGAGGCCGUGUGCUUCGGGAAACACUCCGUGGUCAGAGUUCUACUGGACAAUGGUGCUGAUAUAGACGCAAGGGACUCCCAAGGGAAGACCGUUUAUGAUCUCCUGGCUGACUACUCUGAAGAGGCUACGAGGAGAGUGCGCAGGGCUCUGAAAGAUUACGAGAACCGGCGCAACCAGCGAAGCGCCUAUGAAAGUGACGACGAUUUGUUACCGCCCUUUCCAGUACCAGGACCCGACCACAGCCCCACAGGAUACCACCACGCCAAUAUCACGAAAGCCCCAGAGAUCCAGAAAAAUACUAACAUAAACAAAAGCUUAAUGUCUCCAUCUUCAUCUUCCCUAAUAAAGAAUCAACCUCAAAGUUUUGUCAAAAAACUUGCUUCAAAAUGCUUGGGUCUAAAGGCUAAAUUUAAUUCCGCACCUAACAUUUCUAAUAAUCCUGGUACCGAGUUAGCAGUCGAUGUAAAGAAUAAAGGAGUCGAACAUAAAUCUACAAAUACUUUGUUAAUUGGCAACAGUAAGUUCUUCAAUAAAAUCUUGUCAAAGAAAGAAGAUUCUGGUGAAAUUAAUUGUAAUGAUGAAUUUGAUACUAUAUCCUUGGAUAGAAUAACUACACUCAACCGCGACUCAGUUGUCAACAAAAGCAAUAGAAGUUGUCCUGGUUUUAAAACAUCCUUACCUAAUAUAAGCGAGCAUAAUGAAUUGAGCGAUUCUCAAGAUUCUUUAGAUGUUCAUACAGAUGAAUUUGUUGUAGUUCAUCCCAAUUUACAAAAUAAGAACCAUUUACCAAAGCUAACCAAUGUUAAUGGCCAUGAUUCUAAUGUUAUUUUUGAACCUAGAGACAAAAGAUUGUCAAUAUCAUCUAAUAAUUCAUCCGAAUCAGCAAAUUUUACUAAUGAGUGUUAUGAGUCUUAUGAGUUUUCCAAUUCUCGAAAUAAAAAGUUGGCUAAUAUUCCUAAGCCACCACCAAGGCCGAGUGCAGCACCUAAAAUUAAAAAUGACGAUAUGAUUUAUGAAAAUUUAUCCAUGGAUUCUAAUAAAAAUAGGCCAGUGCCUGCCGUUCGAACACAUUUGCCUACCAAGAAAUCAGAGGAAGCAGAAAAGCCAACUCUGUACGAAAAUAUUUUAUUAUUGCCUGAGAGGAAAAUACCAGAGCCUCCUAAAAGAAGUAAUGUGCCUGUACUAAUGAAAUCAAAUAAUAACGAUGUCUCUUCGUUACGUAGUGGCGGAAUAUCAUCAAGUUCUUCAUCAGAUUCAGAUUCACUUAUAGACGAAUCCAAUCUGGAAGAUAUACUAUUAUCUGAAAAAUCUAAAUCAUUUCGCCGUAGCAGAGAUUUGGAAAUAUAUGCAUGUAGAAACGAUGCUGUAGUUAGAACUCAAUCGAAUGCAUCCGAUAUGACAGACAUCACCGAAGCCAGUGCUAUAGAAAAUGUAGAUUGUAGUGAAGUAGAUCAAUCAUUGUAUUUACCAAUGACAGGUACACUACCAACCAAAAAUAAAGAUAUUGCUGAGAAGAAACAUAUCCUUUUCAGGCAUAAAACGUUUACUAAUAUUGAAAUAGAUAGAAAUUCUUAUAAAACACCUAAAGUGCCAGAGUUUCCCAAGUGGAACAAUGAAUUUCUAAAGGAAACUUUAGCCUCAUAUCAUAUAAGAGGUACAGGUCAUUGUAUUUAUAAGGCCCCAACUGUUUCAGAAUUCUUAAAUAUUUUCAAUAGAGAUACUCUUUCUAAACCAUCAAAGGUACCUUGUGAUGAGAAUAUUGGCACUCUAGAAACUGCAAUAUGUUUCUGUAAGCCUAAGUUGAACAAAAAUCAUAAUAGUGCUGAAGAUUUAUUAGAUGUUUGCCCUAUUGAUGAUCAAGAAAAGGUGAAUAUAGAUUUCGGCGCGUUAAAAAAUUUUGAAGAAAUGAGUAGAACGUCAUUUCGUUGUUUCUGUGAUUCAAAAACAUGCACUUUCCAUUCGGAAAGACGAGAAUCUGGCAAUCUCAUAGUGAAAUUCUCUGCCGUUAAGAAAAGUAUUUCUACUCCUAACAUAACUCUGGACACCAAUUUUACAGUUCGUCCAGGCGGUUUAAUAAAAAAUAAAUCCGUGCCAUCUAAUUUAGAAGAACCUUAUGCUGUUGUCAAUUUAGCAGAUAUAAUAGCAAGAAAUAAUUCAGUUGUUAAAGUGGAUAAAAGUCCUGUUUAUACUCCAAUGUUCCCUCAUGGUUCUUUGUCAUCAACGUCUUCUAGUCGCCUUUACUCGAUAAAAGACAUAGAAGACGUUAUAUCAUUAAACGAUAAUUCGACACCGACUGCUGCUCGUGAUUCGUCUGCUUCUGAUACUACUUCUAUACAUAAAUCGGCCUCGGAAUACUCUGGGCAUUGGUCAUUGCAAUCGUGCGAUUCGAACGUCACGAUCAAAUCUGAUGCUACUUUUGUUACUUGUUAUGAAGACUCAUCAGAUGAAUCCGAUGAUACCUUGCACUCUGAUGAGGAAGUCUCGGACGCCGAAACAGUUAAAUCCGAUGUGAGUACUACUAAACGUCCGUGGGUUCACAGUAACUCGUUUAAUUUUGGCAACAAAGGCCCCGUAUUUGAGGGGAGUGUGAUAACUGAAGAAAAUAGUUAUGAUUCGAGUUCGUCUAAAAUUGAAAGCGGGAUAAGUGUGAAGGGGUCCGAGAGUUCUUUUUCUGAUUGUGAGGAAGGUGUUCCGAGGGUCGAUGGUGAUGUGUCGCUUGGUGCUUCGCUUGAGCGGGGUUCGGGGGCGGUCGGGGGUGUUCGCAGCGGGUCGGGGCGGCGGCGGUGGGACGAGACGGAGGGCACGAGCGAGGGAGAUGCACUCAGCGUCUCAAGCGCAGCCUCAAGCUGCGCGCCGCUGCACCUCGCGCAUCACUACGAACACAGCAAAGUUUCGCCCACCCCUCCCAAGAAGCCGCCACGGCGGAAUCUGUCCGUGUCCCCCACCCACGCCAACUCCCCGUCUUCCGGGUACAGCUACGAGCUGAGACCUCACGCCAGGAGCCAGGACGACUUGGAUGACAUACAGGGUGCUAAACACUACCUCAAACACGGUCGCUCCGUCGAUCAGUAUGUGGACGGGAAAUUCUCGUACGCAGAGUAUGAGGACCACCCCUCUCCCAGAAUAGCCCCAGUACCCAACCCAAGACCCAGUCUCAAAAACCGCACCCAACCUGUAGCCAUCACGGCUAUGUAUGAAAAUGUCGUGAUAAAAGAGCAAAAUCCAAGAAGGAAGUUGAGAAGGAACAACUUUGGCCCGCAAAACGAGGGCAGUGAUAACAAGAUGAACGAUAACAGGGUUAGGAAGUACUCUAACCAAGAAAGGUCUUCCUUAGAAAGUUUAUUAGAUGACUUGUCGAUGAAUAGUCCGAGCGACUGUGAGCGGUAUGACGGGCAACAUAGAGCUGAUAUUCCGUUGUCGCCGACGCAUUAUGAUCAGCCUCCCACACCUGAUCACCCGCCACCUUCGGCCAGACAAGCGGAGAACAGCAUUCACGAAAGGAUCAGGCCUUUGAGUCAGGAAUACAAAAGAAGAUCGAUUCUCCGCGACAGCCAGACAGAGACAGAAGUGAGUCUUCUUCUCCGGGCGGCGUCUGCGGCGUCCGUCGCCAGUGGGGCCACGGACCGCAGCGGCAACACCGACAACUGCGUUGAGGAGUACGUGUGUGAUGUUCCUUUCGCUGGCCUGUUCAAGGGCUCAACGACCACUCUCGACGGUAUCGGUCUCCGGCCGAUGCCAGCCGAAAGACCGAAGACCCUUCGGAAGUUGAAGUCGGUAUACGACACGUCCCCCUCUGAGGCCCCCGUGGGUAGCUUCAGCAAUGGACAGGACAGGAACCUCAAUGGGAUGGAAGACGAAGUCAGGCGGCGCAGUAACACGACCAGCUCCAACCAGAGCGGUGAUAAGUCGCUGUCGAUUCUCAGCCCAUUUGAUGAACAGGAGGAGUGGGCCAAAAUCUCAGAAAUAAUGGCGUCGUUUGGUAGCAAGUUAGUCCGGGAGUCAGUGUUCGUGUCGGAGUUGGAGCAGGAGUUCACCUCCCGACUGGGCCUGAGCUGCUCCGAGUCUAGUCUCAGUCCAUCCGUGGCCUCGAACCUGGGACACUGGCUGGCGGGCUUGGGCCUACAUGAUUACGAAACCUUGUUCGUUGAGAGCGGGUUUGACGAUAUCGAUUUUAUUAAUGGCAUAUUAGAUGACAAUGACCUGCGCGAAAUGGGAAUAGAAGAAAACGAGAGACAAAAGAUUCUAGAAUCAUCGAAACAGUUACCUCUGAAAAUAGCCGAAAUAAGCAAUAACCAUAACAAUAAUAAUAUAAGUAAAAAUGAAAAUGAGUCAGUGGAGGACUGGUUACGGAAUAUUAAUUUACAGCAAUAUAGUGAUACGUUUAGGAAGCACUUGUACGUGGACAUGGAUAGGGUGAAGAGGAUAUGGGAAGUGGAGCUGACGGCUGUCUUGGAGAUCCAUAAGGCUGGGCAUAGGAAGAGGAUCUUGGCUUCGGUAUCUGGCGAGCAGAAUGGACCCGUCAACAAUAUGGAAGAUAUUAGUGCUGAUCUCAAUACUUUGAAGAACAACAUACAACAGCUGAAAGAGGAAAUCAAAGAAAAGCUACCUGAAAAUCUGAAGGCGGUACCGCCACCAGUUGUGCCUACGUUAGCGCCGCCUGGUGGUGAGACCCUGAAACGUAGCAAGAAGAACAGGCCUGCUCCUCAGCCGCCGAGACCUUCGGACCUGGAGAUCAGGGCACCCUCGGAGCUGCUCGUGGGCGUGCCAGGAGCAUUGAAGACCCAAUGGAAACACCAACCGUUUGUUCUUGUAACUGGUGCUGUGACCUAUGUAGCGAAUUACCUAGGCUCAACUGUGGUGAAAGAGCUCCGAGGUACGGAGUCCACCAAGAAGUCCAUACAGAAGCUGAAGAAAUCCACCAAAGAACCCAGGGACUCGCCUGAUAUCAUCCUGUCCAUCAGCUAUCGAGGCGUCAAGUUCCUGAACACGAUCACCAGGGAGCUGGUCUGCGAGCACGAGAUCCGUAACAUCCACUGCGCAUGUCAGGACGCAGACGAUCUCACACACUUCGCGUACAUCACCAAGGACCACGCCACCAAGAGCCACUACUGCCACGUCUUCAGGGUGGCCACCAUGGACCAAGCCACAGAAGUUAUCUUAACUUUAGGCGAGGCGUUCGAAGUGGCAUACCAAAUGGCUCUGAGAGAACAGUCUAAUCGGACGAGGGUCACUCAAUCCUUAGCGAAGACCCCUACUCACGACCCCACGACCACUUCCAAUAAAGAGAAACCUAUCAACCACGGGAGAUCACAUUCCAUUACCGAAAUCAAACUAAACGGCCACCAACUCAAAAUAGCGCCAAUCCCGGCAUCACUUUCUAAUGAAGACUUCCAAGCUGCUAGAAGUACAGACGGCUCCAAGAGCCCAAGAACACCUCUGUUAAAAGCACCUAUAGCUUCCACCGAAGAAUUGUGAAAGAUAAGGUAAUAUUUCCUAAAAAAAACAGACUAAAACAUAAUACACCAUAUUAUCGUAGCAUUUGGGAAUAAUAAAAGUUUAAUGUUGAUGAUUGAUGUUUAUGAAUCUGAUUGAAUUUUAUAAAUUGUCUUCCUUUGUAAAGGAUAUUGUUAUCUCCCAAUCUCGUUACAUCGUAGAUUUUGGACAAUUCUCGAAGUUAAAGUCGAUGUUAUCGAUGUAGGUAAAUAUUAUAUGGAUAUUCAAACAGACCAGUAUAAUACCAAAAUUAUUACUGUUCUGUAAUAUUAUGAUAUUCUUGCAUAUUAACUCGUGUAUUUCGAUUUUGACUCUGCUUUUGUGAACCGUAACCUAAUUUAUUUAACUAAUGUACCAUAUUAGAUAAAUGAUCAAUUUUACUAUCCAAUAGUAAAAUAUUAGGGGCUGUUAUUAUAUUUAUAGUAGUUUCUAUUAAUUGUAUAUUUUUGUUUCUUUUAGCGUUACUCAAGUGUUAUUCUAAAAUGUUAUUAUUGGAUAAACUAGAAUAAAAAAAACUGAAAGAAGAUGUAACUUUUUAAAAAAGAAAAAAAAUUAAACAAAAAUCUAGAUGCUUUUUUUCAUUCUAGAAUUUUCUGCACAUAUUAACACUGAUCUCUAUACAUGCAGCUGUAUUUGUUGUCUAAGGAUUGCGCCGAAUUCUAUGAUUACACAUAUAGUAAUUACAUAUAUAGUACCUAUAUGUGAAAAUGUUACUGAAUAUAGGAUACCUGGAUAUAGUACCUAAAUGCCUCACAGUGACUUAUUCAUGAGUUUUUUUAUGGUUUGUUUUUAGUAUCGACCUAAUGGAUUCUGGUUUUCUAUUUUAAAUUUUAAAAAUACUUUUACUAUUAUAUAAAGAAAACCUAACUUGGAUAUUUAAAAAUAUACCGUAAUAAUUGUUUACCAAUAGUGGGGUAUCAAAAAGUAUAGCUUUACAUUUGCGCGUUUUGGAUUAAUGAUAUUCAAUUAGGCCUAAAGUAUUAUAAUCUCGGGAGUAGACUUAAAAUUCGUUACCAUUUAUUCGGUGUCAAUCAAUGGUAGGUAAAUUGUAAAUAGAUUAAACUUUAAGUGAAUAUAGAGGAAUAUAUUGAUGGGUUGUCGAACUAGCACAUAUAUGUCGAGACACGAAUACGCCUAAUAUAACAUAUAGUACAUAAAACAUAUCAAAAUGACGAUGCGAAAUUUUCACUAUAAAUCGACAAAAAAGGAACCUCUUUUUGCAAAUGUUUCUCAUGUAAUGAAGAACGCAUCCUAUCAAACUAAAUUUGAAGUUUUCCGAUCUGUAUGGCAGUGUCCAUAAGGUUUAAAUCUCGCUAGCGUUUAGCGCCAUUUUGCUUGUAAAAAUAUUUAUCGACAUUGCCAUAGGUACUGAAAAGGUAGAGGUAUACUUGAAAAUGGUUGUCACAAUAAUAUUAUACUUGGUGAGCUUCCUAAGUUAAUUUUGCUCGUAGUUUACAUUAUGAAGAAGUUAAAAUUAAUUGUUUGCGUACAAUAAAUCAUGUCUCAAGAUGACAAAAAAAUUAAUGUUUGACAUUCUGUUCAAUUAAUGCAACUGUUUGCUCAAAAUUACAACAGUUUUUGAUGUUACAUUGUUCAUUUGGACAUAAUUAAAAUAGCUGGCCUUAUUGUUUGUAUGAAGUUGCUAAAGUCUGAUUUAUUAUUGAGAUUUUGUGUAUUCUUAUGUGAUAUGAAAAAAGUAAACUAUUUAAAACGA
Messenger RNA from Plodia interpunctella (Indianmeal moth), 8098 nucleotides. Its product is annotated as ankyrin repeat and sterile alpha motif domain-containing protein 1B-like. Lineage: Eukaryota; Metazoa; Arthropoda; Insecta; Lepidoptera; Pyralidae. Bases 70 to 6366 code for a protein of 2098 amino acids. The record is from RefSeq and is a predicted model, not a curated record. The transcript is spliced from 18 exons. Gene Ontology annotation, cellular component: cytosol. Gene Ontology annotation, molecular function: protein binding.